Molecule: messenger RNA, 3322 nt
Organism: Cololabis saira (Pacific saury)
Lineage: Eukaryota; Metazoa; Chordata; Actinopteri; Beloniformes; Belonidae
Product: probable E3 ubiquitin-protein ligase HERC6
Exons: 23
Coding region: 1-3099 (1032 amino acids)
Molecular function (GO): ubiquitin-protein transferase activity
Source: RefSeq, a predicted model, not a curated record
AUGCAGGUGUACUGCUGGGGAGACAUCUCCAGCUCCGGCUCCAGCUCCAGCUCCGGUGGACAGUCUGGUCCAGCUCUCAGCCCGGUGUCCUGGACUGUCCGCGGGGAUUUAACGCACAUCUGUUGCGGAGAGACGCACACUUUAUUCCUCCACGCGGACGGAGCCGUGUUGUCAUGCGGACACAACGCCAAUAAGGGUCAACUCGGACGAAAGAAGAAUAAAAAUAAAAAACAAACGCCCGGCCGUGUGGAGGGGCUCGGUGAUGUGGUGGCCAUAUCUUGUGGUCAGGACCAUAGUCUGGCCUUGUCUGCCUCUGGACAUGUGUUCUCCUGGGGAAAGGGAGGGGAUGGACAGCUGGGGAUGCUUCUGGAGUCACAGAGCAGCAGCUUCAGGCCAAGCCGGGUGCCCCUACCAUUGUCCAUACGAAUAGUUCAGGUUGCUUGUGGAAACUCCCAUUCCUUGGCUCUGACUACAGGAGGAGAUGUGUUCUCAUGGGGUUCAAACAGUCACGGUCAGCUGGGCCUGGGGAAGGAGGUGCCAGUUCAGCACAAUCCUGCCCUGGUGUGCUCCCUCACUGGAGUACCAGUGACCCAGAUCUCGGCUGGCGGGACCCACACUCUGUUCCUCACACUCUCCAGCCUGGUGUACUGCUGUGGAGCCAAUAAGUGUGGCCAGCUGGGGCUCAACAGGGUGGAUGAAAAAGGCAGGUUCAACAUCUGUAUGGUACCUGCACUCAGACCUCUCGGAGUCUCCUUCAUAAGUUGUGGAGAGUCACACACGGCUGUGUUAACAGAGAGCGGGGGUGUUUACACUUUUGGAGAGGGAAGCCAUGGUCAACUCGGUCAUAACUCCUCCACUAACGAAGUGAGACCCAGACUGGUUGAUGGUCUGGGUGGACCUGUUUCCCAGAUUGCAUGUGGCAGGCAUCACACGUUGGUUCUGAGCUCCUCUGGCCGGGUGUGGGCUUUCGGCAACGGUGACAAGGGUCAGAUAGGGACUGGCCAGACAGGUGGAAGCCUGCGUCCCACUCCGGUUCAGCUCCCAUGGAUCUCUGACAGUACAACAGCUGUACCGAGCGACUUGAAAAUAUCAGCUGGGUGGAAUACAAACUUCAGCCACUCCUCACCUGCAAAGAACUCAGAUCACGGACAGAUAUGUGGACGACUCGAUAAGAACAAACUGCAAGAAUGGCUGACAAUGAGCCACAGCAAUGUGGAGGCAAGAAGAGAAAUAGAGUCCAUAUUUUUCACAAGUUCAAGUCUUGUUGCCAGUUUCACAAAAGCCAAUGAGGGUCCACUGGAAGCCGGUGCCUUAACGGUGGACCUUGAUGCCGCAGGACGAGCUUUUGAGCAGCUGCUGGCAGUCCCAUGGAUCACACAAUCAGUGAAUUUAGGACAUCUAAUCCAGUUGCUCGUUGCUUCAGCAAAAGCCUUAACCUCCCCAGAGAUCAUUCUGAUUUUACUGACAUGUCCUCUCCUGCAAGAGGACUCCAACGUCAUGAAUGGAGUCAUGUCUUUGGUUGUGGUUAUAAACCAACUCCGUGAGAAGACUCUGGAAAUGCUAAGAAACUGGUGGUCUUCUCUGUCAGACUCCAUGCUGAUGAGGCACAUCAUGGUCUUCAAAAAUGCCCUGGUCUUCCUGCUAAGAAAUGGCCUCUUGGCAACCCACACCCCAGGCAUCAGAUACCUGCUGGGGGUCCUCAAGAUACUCUAUAAAGCAAACAAAGCUGGAAAGUCCUAUAAAGUCCCACUGAGCACCUUUUACAUCGAGAAAAUCAAUAGUGCCGUUGCACCGGAGGAGGACAUAACAUUUUGGUUGGCAAUGACUAGAGUUGAGGAUCACAAGGACUCAGCGAUCAUCUUUCACUACCCGUUCGCUUUCCCUCUGCUUUGCAAGGUUGCAGCUCUUAAUUUCGUCAUGAACAGAGCAAUGGGCGGGCAUUUAGCAGUUUUUCAGCAGGCUUUGGUCCAACCAAACAACUUCUCGACUGCUCCUUUGGACUCUGCUUCUUCUGUCCCGUUCUUCAUGCUGACUCUGAGACGGACUCACUUGGUGGAGGAUUCCUUCAGACAGCUUGCUGCGGCUGACCACUCUGUCUUUCACAAGCAGCUUUGGGUUCAGUUUGUGGAUGACAGGCAGGUGAUGAAUGUGAAUAAAGAGGACUUCUUUCUUUAUGCGUUUGAUGAGCUGAUGGCUCCUGAAUCUGGAAUGUUCUUGUACAACGAGAGCCAGACUCUGGCCUGGUUUCCACCCAGGCCAAAGGUAGAUGAGAAGAGGUACUUCCUGUUUGGCAUUCUUUGUGGCCUUGCUCUUUACAACCGCAACAUUGUGCACUUGCCGUUCCCACGAGCUCUCUUCAAAAAGCUGCUCCACGUCAAGCCGUCGCUCGAUGACAUGAAGGAGUUAGACCCCGUCCUGGCAGGGUCUUGGAGGUCCAUCUUGGAGGACUGCAGUCCUGAACAAGUUGAAGAACUAAUGUACCCUUACACAGUGGUCUGGGGUGGUGAGGAGGUUGAACUGGAUCCAGACACUCCUGGAAAAUUGGUUACUGGGUCAAAUAGGAAAGACUUUGUCUCUGCCUCGGUCAACUAUGUCUUCAACAAAUCCGUGGAGGGAGUGUUUGGAGCGUUCAAGAAAGGGUUUUUCAAAGUGUUUAACCUGGACGUGAUGGAGAUCUUCCAACCUGAGGAGUUACAAACAGUGAUGCAGGGUGGAGAAAACUACGACUGGGAGGUGUUCAAGCAGAACACCGUUUAUGAAGGUGACUACCACGCUGGCCAUUCAAACAUCAUUACCUUUUGGGAGGUGUUUGAGAAACUGACAGCAGAGCAGAAGAAAAAGUUCUUUCUAUUUCUGACGGGCUCCGAGCGAGUACCCAUUCAGGGAAUGCAGAGCGUCCAAAUGAGAGUGGCUGCGUUGCCUGAUGCCACUGAGAAACACUUGCCGGAAGCUCUGACCUGCCAUCGUCUGCUACUGCUGCCCAACUACAGCAACCCCCUGGUGGAGAAGACGAUGCAGACCAGGCUUCUCAAGGCUAUUCAUAACAGAGGCUUCUGGAAACAACUAGACCCACAGACUGAAACAGCAUCUGCUUCUUAAAAUCAGUCCAGCUGAGUUUUACUUAGUUUGAGGUUUUGAUUUUUGUACUAGAUAUAGACACUUCCUUUUAAAUCUUGGGUUGACAGUUCUAACUUAAACAUGUAGAGGAAUGUAGGUAAUGUUUUGUAGUUCAUUACAAAUGAAACUGUAUUAUUUAUGCAAUGCCUGCAUGUUCAAUGUUUAUAUCUUGUUUCACAAUAAUUGUACAAUUUGCCAUCGUCAC